AUGUGGUCCGACAGCGACACCGAGGCGAGGUCGGACGAGGAACUGCUGCCGAAGGGGCCCGGCGAGGAGCAACAGUCUUUCCGAGCCGGGCGGUUCCUCAAGGCUGGCGUGAUCUUGUUCGUCGGCAUCGUGGCAGCAGCAGCCGUCGUGCACGCCGGCGCCACGCAUGCAGCCCGGGCGGUCGCACCGAGGGGGAGCGUCUCCCUCCGCGGCGCCCGCGUCGGCGACGUCGUGCAGGAGAGCCUCUGGGACAGCAUCCAGGACACGGUCAAUGGUGUUGUCAACAUGACCCAGGGCGCAGCUGGCAGCACGGAGGAGGUGGCCGACGCAGCGACCAAGACGGCGGGAGACGCUGCCGACGGCGCCAAGGAUGCGCUGGACAAUGUCACGGAUUCUAAGGGCGGCCUGGUGUCGGCCGCGACGCAGGCCGCGAGUGGCGCCAAGAAGGCUGCGAGCGGCGCCGUGGAUGCUGGGUCGAAGGCGGCGAAGGACGCCGCCGGCAAGCUGGACAAGACGGGCGCCGGAAAGGCCGUGGGCGACCUGGCCGCGGGCGCGAAGGGAGCGGCUGGCAAGGCGCAGAGCGCCGCCAAGGAGGCCCUCGACGGCCUCGACGGCAGCAGCGUGAAGGAUGCUGCCAAGGGGGCCGCCAAGGGUGCCAAGGAUUCCGCGAAGGGCCUCGCGGAUGCUGCGGGCAAGGCGAAGAAGAAGGGCAUGGACGCCGCGGGCGAUGUCCUCAGCGGCACGAAGCUGGACGUCUCCGCGGCAGUGUGCCUGGAGGGACAGAAGAGGUGGGCAGAGCAGAGGCAGAGCCGGGAGAUAUGA
Messenger RNA from Prorocentrum cordatum, 822 nucleotides. The record is from the annotation of a GenBank genome assembly. Lineage: Eukaryota; Dinophyceae; Prorocentrales; Prorocentraceae.